This is a messenger RNA of Aspergillus versicolor CBS 583.65, 1268 nucleotides long. Its product is annotated as PQ-loop repeat-containing protein. Gene Ontology annotation, cellular component: trans-Golgi network; endosome. Bases 338 to 1129 code for a protein of 263 amino acids. The record is from RefSeq and is a predicted model, not a curated record. Lineage: Eukaryota; Fungi; Ascomycota; Eurotiomycetes; Eurotiales; Aspergillaceae. Gene Ontology annotation, biological process: retrograde transport, endosome to Golgi; phospholipid translocation. The transcript is spliced from 4 exons.
GACGGAUCGGGCAAAGUGAAACCAAUGGAAGCUUGUUUUGUUGGGGCUCCGGAGCCAGUCUGACUCAGCAGACAAAAAAAAGAGGCAAGCAGUGGUGAAGUUCGCUUGCGGAAGAAUUUCCUGCUCGAGGACUCGAGUUGUGCUACGUUGUCGUUUCUUAGCUUUGCAUCUUCAAUACCGCCGUUCAAUGCGCUCGUAACUGCCUCGUGCUCCCACCGAUCCACCAACUUCCUCCGCGUCUGCGCCUCUCCCGCUUCUCGGACUCCUGAGCACCCGGACUCCCGAUCCGAUCCUGCUCUUUCAAUCAACCACUCGUUCGACUUGAGGACCUCACGCGAUGUAUAUCGUGUCGCAGCUCCUGGAAUAUGGAGCUCCGCUUUUUAUCGUUACGUCCCCCGUGACCUCCUAUGCGGACCAGAUCCUCAGUAUACACCGAAGCCGAAGCUCAGCUGGAUUUUCGCUGGAUAUACCGCUGAUUAUGCUUGUUGCGUCGAUCCUGAAGGUCUUUUUCUGGUUCGGCGACUACUAUUCCGUUACACUUCUCGCACAGGCUGUCCUUACGAUCGGGGUGCAAUUUGUGCUGUUGAAGGUAGCCCUGGAUAACCGACCAGCGCCUGGCCAGAAAAGCGGGGUGGCUCAUAUUCCCUUCAGCGGCGCGGAGGACCGGUUCGUAAGGCCGUACGAUUUUUGGCAGUGGAAGCAUGCCCGGCCAUACUAUUUGUUCAUUGCAUACUUCGUCGGAGUCCUCUCUUUUAUUCACAUCUUGACGCCGAUCUCCAACUCCCCGACCUACAUCAAUUUAUUGGGCUAUUUGGGUUUGGCCAUUGAGGCGACAUUACCUCUGCCACAGGUAAUCGCCAAUCAUCAAUCUCGAUCAUGCAAGGGAUUCCGGCUGUCCGUUUGCGCCGCAUGGAUUCUAGGUGACGUGAUGAAACUGAGCUACUUCUUCACCAGUGAGCAAGUAAUCCCAUGGGCCUUUCGGCUGUGCGCCAUCUUCCAAUGUAUCUGCGAUGGCUACCUAGGCGUGCAGUUCUGGAUGUAUGGCUCAAGUUCAGGGAGUGCUGGAAACCCGCAGCAGCGUCUCGAGAGCGAGAUUCCGCUGGAAGAAAAGGACAUCCGAAUGAAUUGAUGAUUAACUGGGAGAUUGGCGCACGAAGCAUGUAGACGGCUGGUCAGCGGUUCACCAGCCACCGAUAGAUAUUUGUUUUCUGUUUUGAAUGUAUUUCCAAGAUUUGGUCCGUGAUAUGCCGAUGGCGCGAGCCUGGAAG